Hirsutella rhossiliensis is the source of this 1335-nucleotide messenger RNA. RefSeq names its product PHD finger domain protein. Gene Ontology annotation, cellular component: nucleus; Rpd3L complex; Rpd3L-Expanded complex. The coding region runs from base 1 to 1335 and encodes 444 amino acids. Gene Ontology annotation, biological process: regulation of DNA-templated transcription. The record is from RefSeq and is a predicted model, not a curated record. NCBI's taxonomy places the organism in Eukaryota, Fungi, Ascomycota, Sordariomycetes, Hypocreales, Ophiocordycipitaceae. The transcript has a single exon.
AUGCCCAGAGACGACUUGUCCAUCGACUUUGUCAAGAGAAUGCCCCAAGCAGAGCCUCUCGACCCGGGCUUGAUUCUCGAUGACUGGAUCAACCGCGUGCAGAACCUCCCCGAGGAGAUUCGCUUCGUCCAGGACGAAAUAGCAGACAAGGACCGCCAGUACAACGAGUGCAUUCGCGUCAUCGAGGAUCGCGACGGCAAGAUUCAAAAGUGGAUCAAGUCCAACGGCAGUCUCGAGCCCAACCCUAAGGAGGACCUUUUGCGCGCCCAGAUCCGCGACAGCUACUCUCGCGCCGACAAGCUCGCCCAGGACAAGAUACUCCUCGCCCAGAGGCUGCAGGCCAUCAUGGACAAGCACCUGCGCAGUCUCGACUUGCAGAUCAAGCUCCUCUAUGACCGCGCAGAACCCGGCUUCACUGAUCCCGAUGAAGUGCCCUCACUUUUGCGUUCCAGCGCCGCCAACCACACCGCCCCCUCGCUCCGCUCAGUCAACCCUUCCUCGACCAACAUCACCGCCGCCGGCCCGACUCCCUCGCCCAUGAACCCAGCUCCCGCCUCCUCCACACCAGCCAUCACGCGUCUGCCCGCUCAUCCCCAGAUUCGACACACCCAGGCCCAGCAGAGUCAUCCACAGCACGCGGCCUCUGCCCCGGCGACACCAGCAGCAAGCAUCAUACUCAACAGACAACGCGAGAGCUCGGCCGGCCCGAUAACGAAGCGUGGACCGCGAUCCAACAUAGGCCUGGCAAACGCGUCUGCAGCAUCGAGCGGACUGGCAAGACACUCGUCGCUUGGCCCCGGAACCCCUAAGAAUGGGCCCGGCACCAGCGGAAGUGGCACGUUGAGGGCCGGUAGUGCAGGGCCCCGCGCUGGUUCUGUCAAGGCCGGGUCUGGGGCCGGCAGUCGACGUGGCACACCAACCGGAGCAGCGCGGAAGAAAAUAGCAAACAAAUCGUCGCUCUCGCGAGUGAGAAAGGCGUCGGCCAGAAACUCCCCGGCAUCCCCGGCAGAUAGCGACCUGUCGGAGGCGGGGAGUGUCAGCGGCGAGGACGAGGACGGCGUUGACGCUCGUUCAAGGGGGACGCCGGCGGUCGAUGGAAAAGAUGCCGAUGGCGACGAAGCUGUUGGAGACGCCGAAGACGAGGAGGAGGAGGGAGGCGAUGACAAAAAGUACUGCCUGUGUCAUAACGUGAGCUAUGGCGACAUGGUGGCCUGUGACAACGACAACUGCCCCUAUGAGUGGUUUCAUUGGUCGUGUGUCGGGCUCAAGAGUGAACCAACCGGGACUUGGUACUGCCCGGUUUGCACGGAGAAAUUCCAGAAGAAGAGCAAGUGA